Molecule: messenger RNA, 13055 nt
Organism: Lutzomyia longipalpis
Lineage: Eukaryota; Metazoa; Arthropoda; Insecta; Diptera; Psychodidae
Exons: 3
Coding region: 7566-8735 (389 amino acids)
Source: RefSeq, a predicted model, not a curated record
AUUUUCCGCUUUCAAACUUAUUUUGUUUUAGUUAGAUAAUUUUGUUGGUACGUGUAGAGAGAGAGCAUUGAACAAUUAAAAUUGUGUUAUUUCGAUGGUUGAUGGUGUAAAUAGUUUUGUGUUGUCGUUCUCAUUGGUUGUGGAAGUCACUUCUUCUUGUUUGUUACUCCUUCAUCCCCUGAUGCGCCUCUUCUCCGGUCAAAUCUAUAUGUAUAUUUUCUGCUUGACUCUUUGGGUGUUGUUUCACAUUCAAGAUGAUGAUGGGCAGGUUGCCAGGGAACAUGGCAUACACAUAAAAUUCAUACCCAUUGGUCAAAUUACUAUUUUGCACACAAGCAUCGCAAUUGAAAUUGAAUUUGCUGCUUUUGCAAUGAAAAUAGAGAGAAUGGAAAAAUUUUUCACGAGAAUGGCAAAAUUUAAUUUUGUACUUUGAAGAAUGUCCUGACAACUUUUCGGGGAUGCUCUUUUGAAUAAACUAUUUUUUUUUUGUGUUUGUGUGGAAAUAUUGAUGGUUUCUGCAGAUGCAUUCGAUAUAGGGGAAGAUUGAUUGAUAAUCUCCCCCAGAUACUUUGGAGAUUUUUUUUCUUUAGGGGAAAAUUUUUAUUGGAAAAAUUAUGAGAAUUAUUUAAUUGCAGAAAAUUUAUUUUUGAACAUUUUAGAAUAAAUAAUUCUCUAAUUUAUUGUAAAGUUCUAGUCCUAUGAAAAUAAAAUCAAGGAUUAGUUCUAGAUUCCUCUAUAGGCUGUUUAAAAAUUUCUUUAACGAUUUAAAUGAAUUUAUUAUGUACGUGAAAAAAGGAAAAUUUAGUGAAAUAAACCCCUUGAUUUUAGCUGUGAUUUUUUGUGUGUUAUUGCAUUAGCAAUCGAUUAAAACUAUUUUCACAUUAGCAUCCGCGUUUUUUUCUCUCGCCACCUCCUCCUCCUCCUCCAUUCAAUGGGUCUGUAAUAAGCACAAACUAAACACCACAUAAAAUAACAUAUAUAUGUAGCUGUGAGGUGUGUGGAGAGUUAGAAUGAGGAGGAGGUAUUAGAUGAAGUGAGAGAGAGAAAAAAAGUGAACUACAUAAUUUUCUUCCUUUCAGUUUGUUCUUGUUGAAUAUUUCACAAAUAUCUCCAAUGUUUACCUUCAUCGAAAUCUCUCCUUCACUCAAAAAUAUAAGGUAUGGGUGGUUUGGGUGCUGCUGCUUCUUCUGCUGUGCUAUAUAGGAAAUGUGAGGCGAGAGUUGAUUCUUCUUUUUUUUUUCUUCAUGGCACCUCUCUCGUAAAGAAAAUAAGAAAAGAUACGAGAGAUGUGUGAAGAAAAAUUGAAGGAGUAAAUUGUGAAGAGAGAAGUAAAGAAGAAAAAAAAAACGAAGCAAUUUAAAGAGUUACCAGACACUGAACACGCGGUGUCAAUUAGAAGGAGGGGAAGUUUUUAGCACAAAAAGACCAUUGAUAUAUACAUGUAAUGUAUGUAAAAAUAAAUAUUAAAAUAACUUUUUCUCAUACAACAACAAAAAGCCGUAUGAAAAAAAAAGUUCAAUUUGAACAUUUUUUUUCUCUCUCCACUUUAGCUCGGGUAUAAAAAGAUUGCGAGCUAUUGUAAUCGAUGACGUAAAAGAGAUUUAUAAUAAAAUUUUCAUUCUAGAAUAGUGAUUUCUUUUGGUGCAUAACCAGAAAUUACUGGUCAAACUGACUUUCACUGCUUUGAGAAAUUUUUACUUUUUCUUUUUUUUUCAUAAACAAACUCAAAAGCUAUUUUAUUCACCAACCAAAUGACGACAAAACCUCUUUUACACCGCUGGGCUCUUUCUCAUUUUAGCAUCAUCAUUUAGCCAGGGAAAUUUUCUAUUAAGUUUUUAGAGUAAAAGAUAAUCAAUGAUUUGACCUCUAUUGGAGAGGGUGUUUUUUUCUCUUCAAAACAUCUUGUGAAUUCUAGGAACAACUAUUCCACAAAAUCUUGAUCUUAAUCUAAAUCUCUUUGUAACUUCAUUUGAGAGAAAAUUCUAAAAGGAGACAUAAUUUUUUUUCCCAUCAAGAAGUUUAUUCUACAUAUAUGACAGGAAAUUCGAUAAAAAUUCAUUUGAAAAUCUCAUUUUUAUACAAAGAAUAGAAAAUGUUCACAUCCUUGAAUGUUUUCACAAAUGUAUAAGAAUUAUAAAUAGGAAAAAUUGAGAGCACAUUUCUCCAAGGGUAUAAUGUAUUGAUAUAUAAAUAUAGGUCUCGAUAUAUGUAUAAAAUUCACAUCCUUCCUCGCGAAAAGCGAUUCCCCUGUGUCCGUUAUAUAAAAAGGGUUUUUUCUGUUGCCUGUGGAUGGAAUGGGAGAGAAAAUCUUUGACAAUUUGAUUGAAACUCCUUCCGGAUGAAUUUCGCAUGAAUUUUCUCCUUCAUCUGACUCUGAGGUGUGUGUGUGUGUGUGUGAGUUUUGUGGAGAGGAUAAAAGAAUGUUGCGUGUCAAUUGAAUAUCCUCUUUUGCAUUUUUCACCACACACACCCCUCUAUCCUCACAGGCCAAGGGGAGGGUGGAUUUUUUUGCUACUCUCCCACAACAAGGUGUAAAUAUCUCAUGAAGAAUCAUUGGAAUUUUUUUUUCUUCAACAAUUUUGUGUCACUUUCGUGUGAAUAUUGCAUUAACUUUAAAUACAGUAUACAUAUUAGAGUACACACCAUGAUGUUAUGGUGUAUUUUUGGAGGUUAUUUUCAUUGAAAAUUGUUAGUAAAAAACAUGUUAAUGUAAUUAAAAACUAUUUAAUGUACUAUAUUACAUAACAUUACAGCACACGAAAAGGACUUUCAACUUGAAAAACGUUUUUUUUUUAGUGACUUUUCGCGUUUAUUCUAAUUAUGUUAUAGUUUAUAAAUAUAUUUUAGAAAGGAGAAAAUAAUUUACAGUUUAAAGACUUUAAUCGAGCAAAUUAUAAAAGGAUUUAAUAUGUUUUGUGAUAUACUAUAUAUUUUUCGAAGGGGUUAUAAAUGUGUUUGCCAAAAAAUUUUUGGCGCUUCGUUAUACCUCAUUUAAUUUCAAAACUAACUGUGGGAAAAUGUAAUCUAUUUCCCAACCGAGUGAAAGUGACCUUUUUUGUGCAUAAUCAACUAAAAGUUUUUCAAUUUAAUUAAUUUAUUUUUAGAUAAUUUAAUGUUUUAAUAAAAUAUUGUACAAUAUAAAUUGAAUUCCCAACAGUUGUUGGUAAUAUGAAAGAAUUUUAUGUAGGCACAUAAAUUCUUUACUAUCACGAAAAAAAUUGCAGAUUCAUCCCUUAAUUUUUUCGUUGUUGUUACUCUUUUAUGCACAAAAAAAUAUAGAUUGUGGGGUUGCAAGAAUUCUUCUUAAAGCAUUAAGAACAUGAGAAUUUUCCUUUGUGCAAAAUUUCCAAGGCAUUCAGAGGAGUCAAGGAGUCUCUCUCCAUCUCACUCGUUGUUUUCUCUUUUAACUCAAUAUUUAUCCCCUCAAAGUCGUUGUACUUAAAAUUACUCUUUCUCUCCAAGUUAUUUUUUUUGCCUUUUUCUCCGGGUGUCUGGCUAAAUAUUUUCUCUUUUGUGAAUUUUCUCUCUCUUUUGGUGUUCUUCUGUGAGUUAUAUAUGUGUCAGCAUUUGUUGGAAUAUUGUUUUUUUUUUUCUUCAUUGCUUUCUCACAGCUACGACCCCCAUAUCGUCUCCCCGCGUGACCCCCAUACAAGACGCGGCGCAAAGAGAGAGAGAGAGAGAGAGAGAGAGAGAGUGAAAAAAAAUGAGGGUGAAAUAUCAUGUCUCCUCUAAAUAUGGGUGUCAACAUGAAAAUCUUAUUGUUGGGCUGCUGUUGUUAAGCAACUCACACAAUUGUGAUAAUAAAAUUGUGUACCAUGUGUAAUUCCAGAAGAAAAGACGCGCGCGGGGGAGACGACGAUGGGAGUGAGGAGAAAAAAAAGUCAUACACUCUUUCGGAUAAGAAAAUUGUAUAUGACGUGGAAUGGGGCACGAAAAAAAAAUAAUAAAACGAGUACAGCUAAAAGGGGGUAACCAGGGAGGGGAGGGGAAGGCACAGAUGGAGUACUAUACAAGAGCCUUUAGCACUAGAAUUGAAAUAUAAAUUACUAAAAGUCUAUCUUAUCGCAGAGGAUUGCUAUGAGAGGCACUUGACUUACAAAAUAUAAUUCACUCUGAUAACAAUAUAUAACAAUCUGACUUUUUUUUAUCAUUUUUUCCUUUGCCUUCAAGCUAUACAAUUUAGCCAACCAUGCACACACAUGAAGAUGACAAAAUUGUAAUUUAUCUCUCAUUUAUGACUGACGGAUUCCAUUCUAAAAGGAAUUUCGUACUAGUUUCAUACAACAAUUAUAUCUUAAUAUUAAUAAAUAGCAAAAUGGUGGUUGUAAAGAAAAUCUCUUCGUCGUGUGCAACAAAUUCUAAGAGAAAAUUUGUGCAAAAUUUAAUGUGCAAGACAAUAAAAUUAAUAUGCAGAAUGAUUUUGAAUAGAAGACAAGGAUGAGGGGUUGCCUUGGGCGGGAUUAUGCACGCGAAAUGAAUAUAAAAUCUCCCUCUUCGACAUGUGAAAAGAGCAAGAGAUUUAUUUAACGCAAAAAGGCAAAAUAUGGGAGGUAUUGGGUGGAUAUGUAAUGUGUUGUGGUAAAGGAGAAAAAUUGAUAUUGCAGCACAUGAAGUAUAAUCUACUUUUCAAACCCCCAAUGCCAUUCAGCAAUAAUAUUUUCUGUUGCUAUAUACAAUUGUAUAGUGUUGGUAAUAAAAAAAAAUAUACUACUUGAACAUCUCAAAUCAUCAAAAAAUUGCGAAUGAGUGCAAAAUUCAUGUAUGGGUAUAAAAAAAAAUUUGCUAAAAGCGCAGAGAGAAAAGAAUGAAGGAUUUUGCCACACUCUGGCAAAAAUUGAUUUAUUUUGACGAUUCUGUGUUUAAUUGCUAAUUGGUUUUUCUUUCCCAAAUCAACAAUGAUUCGCUUUGCAUAUACAUAUUUAAUUUUUAUUACAUAUUAUGUUUUCUGUGUGAAAAGGAAAAUUAUUUUGAAAAUAAAAUGAUUUGUUGGCAACAUUUUCCCCAAAUUCAAUUUAAGUUUAUUGUGAGCAAUUUGCUUUGCCAUUGCUUUUCUUUUAUUAAUAGUAAGACAUUGUGGAAUGUUUUGUGUAGCAUUCAAUAGAUGGCGAAACCGAUAUUUUACAAAAUAGCCUCAUUUUCAUGCGUUUAAAAACUUUAUUUUCCUUCUAAGAAAUAUGAAAAGUUUGCAAAAUUUUCAAAUUUAUCUCUUGUUGGAAAAUCCCCAAACAUUCCGUAUUUCUUCUCUAAAUAAUGAUAAUGACCAACUGACUCAUUAAGCAAUUUUAUAUGCGAAAAAGUAUGUAUAUUCAGCAGUAUUUAAACAGUGAAGGAACACAUAUUUGCACAUGAUUGACCAUUUCCUAUUGUCAAAUAUAAUAAAAACCCAUGUUUGAGGAAAAUAUUUGGAAAAUGUAUGCAAAGAUUACAAGAAAAAAUUCCAGAAAAUUUCCAUAAGAGGAGACCAAAGUAUCACAGAGAGAAAUAUUUUUCAUUGAGAGAGAAUUUGAAACAUUUUAUGGGGUUUAUCUUAUAGGGUGAAUUGACAGGCUUGUAAAAUUCUAUAAAUUCAUACUACAUAUAUGGAAGAAAAUUGAGGUUUAUUUUUUUUUAAUCAAACCUGAUUUCCUAGAAUUUUUUCUUUGGAAUUUUCAAGAAGUUUUCUUUCAAAAUUGGGCUUUAUUCAGCGACCCUUGAAACCCUUGAAAUUCGCUUGAAAUCUUUAAAUUUUAGUACAAAAUUCAAAGACUUUAAGGGUUUCUUGGUCACUGAAUAAGGCUCAUUGUCUAGAAAAGUCAAUUUUUUAACCAAAAAUUCUUGAAAAUUGAUUGUAAGAUGGUUUAAAACUUUUCUUAUAAACAAUCAUUUUCACUUUUAUUAAAAUGAAAAGUUGUUAUGCUUCAAAGGACAUUGAAGCUCAAAAAAAUUUAUUUUUGACUUUAAGAUUUUUUGCGUCUAGAAAAUUUUUAUUUUUACAUUGAAUUUUAAGCAGAAAUUAUAUAUUUUAUGUGUUCGUUAUUUGAAACAUUCUAUUGAAGCUUUUUUUUUGUAGUGUUUUCUCCCUCACCAAUGGUAAAUGCCCUGAAAUAACCUUUUUAUCGUUCUCAAAGCGAGAAUUUAGGGGGUAGUCGAUUGGUUUUUUAUAUACAUACAACACUGACUAAGAGAAUGAUGAGUGACUAUUUUUUUUGUUGAUCAAUGCACAUUUGCACAUUUAGGAGAAUGAGAGAGACGUAUAGUGGGUGAAAGAUUAUGAUGUGAAACCCUGAAAUAUGAUGAUGAAUAAAUAGUGCGAGGGUGGACGAAAAGAUGAUGCAAAAAAGCGAAAAAAAAAGAGAUUAGAGAUUUUUUUGGGCGGGGGUGGAAGGUAAUUGACGAGAUGAACUUUUCAUACAAAAUAUAUUCUACUCUUGGCGCAGACAUUGCCCUCUGAAUGAGUGUCUAAUAUGCUGCCUAGUUUUUUUUUUACCCUUGAUGAUCUCUCUCACUCACAGUCACUAUGUACAUAAAAUUGGAAUGACCUGAGUGAUGGCGAAUGGGGGUGGCAGGAGGAGUGUGAAGGGGGCUGGAAGGAAAAAAAAUUAAUGUGGUGUGACUGCUGCGGUCCGCUGACCAUGUUGUGAGAUAUGGGGGUUUGAUAAGAAAAUGAGCCAAUAUAUAGAAAUCUCUGCGCAACUAUUCAUAGCACAGAGAGAACGAUUUUUCGUCUUGUUGACCAUUUUGGGUAACUAUAUACUGUAUAUGUUACAUUUAUGUAUGUAAUGUAGACUUUUAGGGGGAGGGUGGAAAAAUAUUUAUUCAUGGUACACGGUUUGAAAAUUAUUAUUUAUUUAUACCUUAAUAUUUUGCUUAAUGAUCUUCUCAGACGAUUACGUGUUGACACUGUGUUGUGGAAUUUUCUCUUUGGGGCAUUUUUUAUCAAGAUUUUUCCGUGUGGAAAAUUUAUUUAUUUAUUUUUUUUUAUAAAAUGCAACGGAAACUUGGGGUUAUUGAGGCGAAUUUUUCUCUAUUUUUGACCCUUCGCAAACAGAUGUUUCUGAAAUAAUCUUAAAAUCACAUGGAGUUGGAACAAUUUUUAUAAAUUUACUUUAUGACAAAUGUCUUCUUAUUUAUUUCCUCUUGAGUGCAUUUGAAUUCUCAAAAAUAGAACACAAAGAAAUGUAGCAUCUAUGCCUUGAAAAAUGCUAAAAUGGCAUUAAUUCUUCAAUGCACAGAGAAGAGAAUACAAAAAAAAUCAUGAAUAAAGAAAGUUAUUUUGAGGCUCUCCUCUGCCCUAAAUUGUAUUAAGGAUUAGAUGGGAUAUAGUCUUAGAUAUUUUGGUAAAGGAUAUUCCUCCUGUAUUUAUGUAUAUUGAUACCACCCACCCAACAUAAUAUACAUAAAAUGUUGCAUUAAAGGUGUGAGACAAUGUACAAUGUGUGAACUCUUCCUCUCUCUGACAUGCAGCAAAAGGAGGAUAUAAAACAAAUAAUCUGUACUCAACGGUCUACAUUGGGCCACCGUAUGUAAAUGUGGGUCAACCUUUUUCAAUAACCUGCACUGUAUCGAUAAGUGAAUCCAUACAGUGGAUGAAAGAUGGUGAAUUAAUUGAAAAAUAUAGCAAUUUCAUUGGGAGGCAUCAUGUGAAGGAUGAAAAUUCCUAUGUACUCACCGAAUCUGAUAUUGAAGAAGAUGGUGAGAAUGUAAUUCAGGCAACAUUGGGGGUGAGUCAGGCACAACCAUGGCACGAAGGGAAGUACCAGUGCAAUACACUUCAUCCGAAUUAUCACUAUUUGCGAGUCGUGGUGAAUAGUGGUGGUGGUGGCGGUGGUAUGGGUGGAAAGUGGGAGGAUUUGCAUAGACAUCGUCAGCGGGAGAAGCAUGGGAAGGCAAGGACAACGUCGACGACGACGAUGGCCGCCGAGAUUGAUGUCGUGGCGUCGCAAUUGACGUCGUCGAGGCCGGCAACGACGACACAAGAGCUGGACACUGAGGAUGGUACCACCAGUGAAACUAGUAAUGAUGAUGUCGACAGUCAAAUUGACGCCGGCACGAGUACGACUGGGAAUGGGAUGGAUGCCGAAGAUGCGGAUGAACGUGAAGAGGAGAAAGUAGUGGUGGAGGCGGAUGAUGGUGAAGAUGGUGCAGAAGAGGAGGCCGAUUUGGAGGAGAUUGUGGAGAGAGUGAAUAAUGGCGACGACGGAGUAGACGAUGAUUUAGUGGUUGAUAUUGAGGAUGAUGGGGGAAAUGGGAGGAAAAUUGAGAUGGAAAAUGUUCAUGUCAAUGAAUUAGGUGAGGAUAUAUGGGGGGUAUCUACUGCUGUGAGUGAGACAACACACCGCAAUCUCAUACCCAUUGCGAUACUCGAUGUGGUUGAGGAAGUUAUUGAGAAAUUAUCGAUGACAUCAUCCACGGCUCGUGCCAUCACUCACGGAAGUGAGAGUGAUGUCAGAGGAUACAGCGGGAAGGUGAUGACGAUGACGACGACAAGAGUGGAUUCAAAUCGUGUGGAAAAUACUUCUGGGAAGAAGGCACAAUGGGGCAGCACACGUGGGAUGGAGCCCACUGUGGUGGGCAUCAUUGCUGAAAAAGAUAAACAACUGGAGAAAAUUGUCAAGAGCAAGGGUGAGAGAUUAAUCAUCAUCAAAAGAACAUCUUACACACAGGGUGGUCUUAUUUUUCGUCAAGGAAAAAAAAUCAAUUUUUUCUCUAAAAAUUGUGGGUCAAAAAAAAAGAGAAUUCUUCCCAUAAAGCGUUAAAUAGGAAAAUAAAAAAAAAUCUUUAAUUCUCUCUUUGAUGAAAGAGAAGAAAAUUCCAACUGUUGGUUUGACUAAAAAAAAUCUUUGAAUUUCCUCUGCAAUAUAUUUUGCCAUUUUAUUCGGGAAAAUUUAAUCAUACAAUUGACGAGACCUGCAAGAGGGACACCCUGUGUGAAAGUUUUCUCCAAAAUAUACAAAUAGUUGAGCUUGAAAAAAAAAUCUACAUAUGUAUGGUGUCUUCCCAGAAAAAAAAUCAUCUACAGCAAAAAAGAUUGGAAAAGAGAAUCAUAAAUAUGGGCAAAAAGUUGGAAAUCACAUAAAACCCCCAUCUCGUCUUCCUUCCUCCCCUCAAAGCUUUUCUUCUUUUUUUUUUCUUCUUCCAGCAUCGCUCAUGUUUUUUGAUUGAAAUUGUUUAUUUUCAUGAAUUUAGUGCAUUUUUUUGAUUAAUUGUUCCGCAUUAAAAAAUAAUAUUUAUAGCAUAGCUGUGCUAUUUAUAUAAACUAUCUUACAAACAAAAUGUUAUUUUUAUAAAAUAGUCUUUUGUACAUAUUUAUAAGCAGCAAUCUUCCUUACUAUUAUUACAAUAGUUUCAUACUUUGUUAACAACUCUGCUAUCGAAUGAAUUUUGUUAGUCAAUUUAUUCUAAUUCCCUUUUUGUGUUUUUUUUUAUUAGAAUUAAUUGGUUUGUCUGAAAAGUUUCCUCUUCUCAUAGUCAAUUUGUCUCGUCACUUUGAAAUAUCUAUUGCUUGCGGGGCUCUUCUUGAUGUUGUGUAGCAUUCCCAACAUCAUUGUGUGACCUCUCUCGAUUGAUUUUAAUUGAUUGGAGCGAUGGGGAGACACAAAAAGUCGACUCAUUUCACUUGAGCAGCACCCACCACCCCCUACCCACCGCUAUGUGUUUCUUCCUCCUUUUUAAAAGCAACAUCGAUAGUCAUUGAGAAGAAUGAAGACAAAACUUCUGUGUGCGUGUAUUUAUAUGCUAUGUGUGGAUGUUUGCUGGGAGUUGAUAAAAAAUUAAAAAUUAUAAACUCUUUGUUAAAAAAAAAUCUGAAUUUUUCUUUGUCAAAAGAAUUAAUUUAAUUUUUUAACCUAAAUUGAUCUAUUAAUAAUUUUAAUUUUAUAAAUAAAAAAAUUGCCUCACCCUGUGCUCCUCUCUCGCUAUAUAUAAUACGGCAAAUAUGUCCUCCAUCCAUUGUACUUACUAAAAUCAAUCAAUCAGUAUAGGUAAUUAAUUGAUAAAUGUUCUAAAUAUAUUAAUAAAAAGACCAAUAAGGCGCGCAAUAUGAAUGGGGGUCUAUUUGAGGGGGUGGCAUGGGGGUUGUGUGCAAGGCGCACACGGGCGGGGGUAACUGACCAAAGAGGGAUAAAAGUAGAGAAAAAAGCUCGAAAAUAAAUUAAUGUUUGUAGUUCACUGAAUUCCUCCGUGUCUAGUUGUUUGCCUUCCACUGGUUUUACUAUACCUAUAUAUAUUGAAGGAAUGUCGGAGCAUCGACACAAAUUCCACAUCAUAAACUUGAAGCAGUUUUACUUUUAAUUUAUGGAUUUUUUUCCACUUCUCCCCUUACCAUUCUUUUAUUCUUUUUCAUUAUUUUAACACAAACACGUUCAUCGGAGUUAAUAGAACAGCUGAAAGCUUCUUCUUUUUUUUUCGUAUUUCCAUUGAAUUUAUCGAUGGGUAAUCUAGAGUGGAAAUGGAUACCUACAUUUUAUAUAUGUAGGUAACAACCUAUAAAAUCAUUUGGAAAAUAGAGAACGGCUGCUGUGAGGGAAAGUGAUUUUUUGUACAUAUGCGGACUUCCCGUGUGACGCCCUGCAAAAGGAAUAUUGUCGGCUAUUGCCUCAUUUUUCCGAUUUUUCCUUCUCUCUCUCUCUCGCACUGUCUCUCUCUGUGUGUGAAUUGCAAAAUUGACGGAGAAUCAUUGGGGAAAUGCUAAAGUGCUACAAUCGAUGGCUCUUGCAGCAUUCAUUGAAACAUUUAGUUUGUGAGUUGGAGGAGGGAGUGAGGUAUAUAUCCUACCCUACAUAGUGCGAGUGUUUUAAAUUGCAAAACAAAACCUUGAAGAUCUACAAGUGUUCUAAUUUGCAAGAAUUAUUUGUUGAAUAUAAAAGUGAUUGGACUUCUUGAUGAGAUUCACGCCGCUGUCAUUGUAUUUAAUUUUGAUCUACUUUAUGCUGUUUUUUUUAUUGAAAGAAAAUAUUUCAGAAAAUUUAUUAAACUUCUUUCUAAGAGUUAAGACGUAUAAACUUCUUUUCUUGAUGUUAAUUUUUUAAUGCAAAAAAAAAAUUAAUUCACUAUGAAAAGCGUCUCAGUAGGAUAGCCACACAUUGUGAAAAAUAUUAAAGAAUUAUAACUUUUAUAAUAGAGUUUUUCUUUUCAGUGCCAACGCGUCAUGAAGAAAAAAAUGGAUUUUUUCAUUUAUAUUCAUCAAAAUUUUAAAUGAUUUUUUUUUCGCUUGAAAAAUCAAAUCUUUUUCUCUAUAAAACAAUUAAUUCAUUAAACAUUGAAUGAAGACAAACAACUAUAAAUUGAAAUAUUUAAUAAAGUAAUUAACAAUAUACCUAAAACUUUGUUAAGAAAGGAAAAUUUUCUUUUGAGAGAAAGAAAAUAGAAUUUCAAAAAGAAAUCUGACAGGACAUAUCGGGGAUUAUGUAUAAUGUAAAAGUUUUCCUUUUUCUUUUUGUCUGUCAAAAAUUUCCAACACAUGACUCAUAUGUAUUGUACAUAAGUUGUUGACAAGAUCUCAAAUUUCUCCUCGACUAUACUACAUACAACCCCUUUUCUUAGGGGGGAUGGCGUGCCGAAAAGUUCAGCACCCAAUGUCUUAAGUGGUCGAAGAGCCCCAACGAUUGUAUGUGAGGGAGCAAGAAAUGUGGAUGAUUUUCUCUUUGAGGAGGAUGUAUCGACGAGAAGGGGGGAUGUUUUGGGUAAAUAUUGUACUACUAUAUACAUACAUGUGUCUGUGUACAUAGUUUUGGCCAAAAAGAUGUGGCUAAACGAGAAGAAUAGAAUGGAGAGGGAGUGUGGAGUGGGUGAGAUUGAAUUGAAUUCACAAGAUUAAAUUGAUGAGAAAAAGUUAAUGUGUGACCAUCAAUUGGGGGUAAAUCGCCUUGCCCGAUGAAAUAGAAUUUGCUUACAUUUAGGUCAUUAAGUUUGCAAUAUCCAUCAAAAAAGUAGAGGAGGGGUGGGAAAGAAGGGAUUGAUUUUUGCUUUUAUUGAUUUUGUUGAAAGCUUUUUGGUAUUCUUAUUACUAAUGUUUGCUCCAAGGUUUGAUUUAAUUUCAAUUAAAAUUAAUUAAAUAAUUAAUGUAGUCAUCAUCAAUUGGCAAUGCGUCCACCGCUGUCUCAGUACUGACUACCGAAGCUCUAGCGCAAGAGCUAGAGCGUUCUUUUCUAUUUCUCUCCAAACAAAAAGCAUUUUCUUUGAAAGUUUUCUUUGAAAAUUCUUGCCAGAAGGAUUGAAAAAAAAACCUUUCAAGGUAGAACGGCCAUUUCAGGUUUCUUUGCCAAAAGAGAAAAAAAAAUGGCAUGUAUUGUGAGGAGUUUGCUUCAUUUCUCCUUUCUUACCUAUAUACCUCCAUUUCCUUAAUUUUGCGCAACAAUAUAAAAAGGAAAAAAGAAAGAGUGAAAGGCCAUUCAUCGCAAAAAUAAAUUAUAACACGAAAUUUAUGUUUUACGCAUCAUUAUUAUGUAUUUUGCCAAUUAAUAUAAACCAUUAUGUAUGUAGGUAUAUAUGCUGUAUAUCCAAAAUGGAAAGAAAGAAGUCAAGGACUUUGUAAUGGGAACUUAUAGAAGAAUUUGAUGAAGAAGAAGAAGAAAAAAAAGUUAUAAGUGAUGAAAGGAUGAAAGUAUAUUUAUUAAUUGUGGGUGUGUGUAUGUGGUUAGAGGAUAAUAUGUUUGAUAUGUGGAUGAAGGCAACUUUCACCUAAAUAUUCCACUAACUAUACUAUACAUAUAAUGCUAUAUAUGUAUGCUAUUUUAUGUAGGUAUUUAGAAGCGUCUAUUUUUCGUGUGCCAUCCACAUAAUUAUAAUUUUGCGGAGUAAGGGAAGUUCCAAUGGCCAAACCUGUGAAUCACUCUCGCACAUUAAUUUAUCCACUGAAAUUUGUUGUGUGAUGUGUGUUGCUCAUAGGGGGUUGUUUCGAGUUAUAUACAUAGCAUGGUGGUAAUGUAGUUGAGUGAGAGUGAGAGUUUAUUUCAUACAAACCAGGCAGUUGGAAUCACCCAACCUCAACUAAAAACCCCCAUCCUCUUCUUUCUCCCACAGUAAGCACCCACAAAAUAGCAUUAUGGGGGUGUAUUUUGUAUUAAAAAAAAAAGAAA